CGCCGGGGGCCACCCCGCCCGCGUCCGCGUCCCCAGCCCGGUCCCGGAGGAGGGCCACCUCUUCCCACCCUCCUCGUCUCCUCCCCUGCGGCGGCCCGAGCUGCCGGCCUCCCUCCGGGAGCCCAGUUACUCCUCUCGGCCACUCUCCCCGGCAACUUUCCGCGCUUUGUUCUCCGGCUGCAAAUGCGUUGCGGAAGCUUCUUGGACAGGGUCUCCGCCAGGCGGCAAGAGCUGCGCGCGGAGACGUGUGACGCUCUCCUCUCCCCAUCAAUUAUGGAUGGAAACAAAUCAGGAGCAGUCGAUGCUGCCUGAGCCGCUUCUCCGGCGCGGCCAGGGGCGUCCUGCAGCCGGGAGGGAGCAACGGCGCGGGGCCAUGGUGCGGUUCCAGGAAGAGAACUAAGUGGGAUUUCUGAGGCUGGGCUGCUCUGAUGUCAUCCUGGCCCACCAUGAGGCUCUUCCUGCUUUGUGUCUACAUGCUACUCCUGAGGAUCUCCCAGGCCAGGGCAGUCAGCUUUCCUGAAGAUGAUGAACCCCUUAACACUGUUGACUACCACUAUUCAAGGCAAUAUCCGGUUUUUAGAGGACGCCCUUCAGGCAAUGAAUCGCAGCACAGGCUGGACUUUCAGCUGAUGUUGAAAAUUCGAGACACACUUUAUAUUGCUGGCAGGGAUCAAGUUUAUUCAGUAAACUUAAAUGAAAUCCCCAAAUCAGAAGUCAUACCGAGCAAGAAGCUGACCUGGCGGUCAAAACAACAAGAUCGAGAAAACUGUGCUAUGAAAGGCAAACAUAAAGACGAAUGCCACAAUUUCAUCAAAGUGUUUGUUCCAAGAAACGAUGAGGUGGUUUUUGUUUGUGGUACCAAUGCCUUCAAUCCUAUGUGCAGAUACUACAGGCUGAAUACCUUAGAGUAUGAUGGGGAAGAAAUUAAUGGCCUGGCAAGAUGCCCAUUUGAUCCCAGACAAACCAAUGUUGCCCUUUUUGCUGAUGGGAAGCUGUAUUCUGCCACGGUGGCUGACUUCUUGUCCAGUGAUCACGUUAUUUAUCGAAGCAUGGGUGAUGGAUCUGCCCUUCGUACAAUCAGAUAUGAUUCCAAGUGGAUAAAAGAGCCACACUUUCUUCAUGGCAUAGAGUAUGGAAACUACGUCUAUUUCUUCUUUCGAGAAAUCGCCGUAGAGCAUAAUAAUUUAGGCAAGGCUGUCUAUUCCCGCGUGGCCCGCAUAUGUAAAAACGACAUGGGUGGCUCCCAGCGGGUCCUGGACAAACACUGGACUUCGUUUCUGAAGGCUCGGCUUAACUGCUCUGUCCCUGGAGAUUCGUUCUUCUACUUUGAUGUUCUGCAGUCUAUCACAGACAUCAUACAAAUCAACGGGGUCCCCACUGUGGUUGGGGUGUUUACCACACAGCUCAACAGCAUUCCUGGUUCUGCAGUGUGUGCAUUCAGCAUGGACGACAUAGAGAAAGUAUUCAAAGGACGAUUUAAAGAGCAGAAAACUCCUGAUUCUGUUUGGACAGCAGUCCCUGAAGACAAAGUACCAAAGCCAAGGCCCGGGUGCUGUGCAAAACAUGGCCUUGCUGAGGCGUACAAAACCUCCAUCGAGUUCCCCGAUGAGACCUUGGCCUUCAUCAAGUCCCACCCGCUGAUGGACUCCGCCGUUCCCCUCAUCGCCGAUGAGCCCUGGUUCACCAAGACUCGUGUCAGGUACAGACUGACGGCCAUCGCUGUGGACCACUCCGCGGGGCCCCACCAGAACUACACUGUCAUCUUCGUUGGCUCUGAGGCCGGUGUGGUACUUAAAGUGUUGGCAAAGACCACUCCCUUCUCUCUGAAUGACAGCGUGUUACUGGAAGAGAUUGAAGCCUACAACCACGCGAAGUGCAGUGCUGAGAAUGAGGAAGACAAAAAGGUCCUCUCGUUACAGCUGGAUAAAGAUCACCACGCUCUGUAUGUGGCUUUCUCCAGCUGCGUCAUCCGAAUCCCCCUCAGCCGCUGUGAGCGGUACGGAUCGUGUAAAAAGUCUUGCAUUGCAUCUCGGGAUCCCUACUGCGGCUGGUUGAGCCAGGGAACCUGCGGGAGAGUGACCCCAGGAAUGCUGCUGCUAACUGAAGACUUCUUUGCUUUCCAUAACCACAGCACUGGAGGGUACGAACAGGACACCGAGUACGGCCACACGGCCCACCUAGGGGACUGCCAUGAAAUUUUGCCUACUUCAACUACACCAGAUUACAAAAUAUUUGGCGGGCCAACAUCUGACAUGGAGGUAUCUUCAUCUUCUGUUACCACAGUGGCAAGUAUCCCAGAAAUUACACCUAAAGUGAUUGAUACCUGGAGACCUAAACUGACGAGCUCACGGAAAUUUGUAGUUCAAGAUGACCCAAACACUUCUGAUUUUACUGAUCCUUUAUCGGGUAUCCCAAAGGGUGUGCGGUGGGAAGUCCAGUCCGGAGAGUCCAAUCAGAUGGUCCAUAUGAACGUGCUCAUCACCUGCGUCUUCGCCGCCUUUGUCCUGGGCGCUUUCAUCGCCGGCGUGGCUGUCUACUGCUAUCGGGACAUGUUCAUGCGAAAGAACAGGAAGAUCCAUAAAGAUGCGGAAUCGGCUCAGUCGUGCACGGACUCCAGCGGAAGUUUUGCCAAACUCAACGGCCUUUUUGAUAGCCCGGUGAAGGAAUACCAACAGAAUAUUGAUUCUCCUAAACUCUACAGCAACCUGCUGACCAGCCGGAAAGAGCUGCCGCCCAGUGGAGACACGAAAUCCAUGGUGCUGGACCACCGCGGCCAACCUCCCGAGCUGGCCGCCCUCCCCACGCCAGAGUCCACACCGGUGCUGCACCAGAAGCCCCUGCAGGCCAUGAAGAGCCACUCGGACAAGGCCCACGGCCACGGGGCUUCCCGGAAGGACACCCCCCAGUUCUUCCCUUCCAGUCCUCCACCGCACUCCCCACUCAGCCACGGGCACAUCCCCAGUGCGAUUGUUCUCCCGAACGCCACCCAUGACUACAACACAUCCUUCUCCAACUCCAAUGCCCACAAAGCUGAGAAAAAGCUGCAACACGUGGAUCACCCCCUCACCAAGUCAUCCAGCAAAAGAGAUCACCGGCGUUCUGUGGAUUCCAGAAAUACCCUCAACGAUCUCCUGAAGCAUCUCAGUGACCCCAAUAGUAACCCCAAGGCCAUCAUGGGUGACAUCCAGGUGGCCCACCAGAGCCUCGUGCUGGAUCCUGUGGGGCCGAUGUCUGAGGUUCCCCCCAAGGUCCCCAACCGGGAGGCCUCACUCUACUCUCCCCCAUCGACACUGCCCAGAAACAGUCCAACCAAGCGAGUGGACGUCCCCACCACUCCGGGGGUCCCCAUGACCUCUCUGGAAAGACAAAGGGGUUACCACAAAAAUUCCUCCCAGAGGCACUCUAUAUCUGCCAUGCCUAAAAACUUAAACUCACAGAACGGUGUUUUGUUGUCCAGACAGCCCAGUAUGAACCGUGGGGGAUACGUGCCCACCCCCACGGGGGCGAAGGUGGACUAUAUUCAGGGGACACCCGUGAGUGUCCAUCUCCAGCCUUCCCUGUCCAGACAGAGUAGCUACACCAGUAACGGCACCCUCCCCAGGACGGGACUAAAGCGGACGCCGUCCUUAAAACCUGAUGUACCACCAAAGCCUUCCUUUGUUCCUCAAACACCGUCUGUCAGACCACUGAACAAAUACACCUACUAGGCCUCCAAUGUGCUGCUCUGUGUGGCUUUAUCCUGUUCGUGUCCUUGAGAGGUACCUUCAGACGAGACACCUGCUUGUAUUUUAAGACAACCAACUGGCCAAAGAGACUCUCUCACUUUGGCAGCGUCAGAACUCGCCCGUGUAGCUACCGUGGCCAGGCUUCUGUGUACUUGCCCGAGAACAAAGGAAGGUGCUGGUCAUUCCAUUUCUUUUGUUUGACACUCACGGGCUGUGUAGCCCUGAAGGGCUACUUUGCCUGUAGAAAGAGCGGAUUCAGUACUCAGAAGAAUCUGUGAACAAAUACUUGAAAAUGGGUUCAAUUCAGACUGCCAUUACGCGUGGUCUUCCCAUUAAAUGUGAACAUUUUAACUAUGUAUGCAUUCACCUUGCCUCUUGCACAAAUGUCAAAAAAUAAAAAAAAGAUGGUGUUGUCUCAAAGAAAUGAACUUGUAGAUUACCAUGCAGUUUGCUGAAAAUUCAGUCUUUGACCCAGACUGUAGCAUUUUUUCCAACUGUAGCAUGAGCAUUUUUCUCAUGCCACCAACAAACCGUGUUGCAGCUAUGAGUGUGUAUAUAUGUGUGUGUGUGCGCGAGAGAGAUUGUGAGUUCUGUACCCACUAGGAUUCGUGUAGAUGCCCAUUGCAUCUUUCUGUGUUAUGGUGUUGUUUACAUUGCCGAAUGAGAGACACUCCCUUCUUACAGCAGUCCUUUGGGUCCACUUCUGAGAGAGGAUGCAAUCCAGACUCCUUUAACACUCAAGCAUGAGCUUCCUUUCCACGAUGGCACCCAAUGACAGAAUGUAAGAGUUCCAUGAUUUUGUGCUGCUAUCCCUCAAAACUUCUAUUCCAGUCUUGCCGGCUUCCAGAGCUAGAGCUAUCAAGAGGUACCCUUGGUUUAUCCAUCGGUAGGAAAAUGUACCUGUUCGCUGUGAACCGAGGCCUGAGUCACUGUUUAACCUCGGACACACUAAUAAGGGUUGAUUUGGAUUGUGUUUGGGGUUUUCUUUUCCCAUAUAGUAAAAAUUUUUCACCCCUAACUCCUCCUACCCCCACGGUAAAAAAUAAAUACAAAAACAAAAACAAGACAAAAGAAAAGACCUAUGAAAGGAAUCAUAAUUAGCGAAACAGGAAUGGUCUGUGAAAACGUGAUGAGUAGUUACAAUCAUGUUGUCUCUGUUGUGUUCUGUGAGAAUUUUCUCCGAAGUCAUGCAGGUUAUGACAGCGUACUGUAAAUAUCACAUGUGAGUUUACCUGAAUCUGUGCAUUUUGUGCCUUAUUCAUGAGAAGGAUAGAAGUACUAAAAGAUGUCAAGUGUUUUCAAUAUAGCACAUCAUUUACUGAGUGCCACUUGUAAAUGUUUUUCAACCAGCACCUGAAAAGACUUUCACAAAGGAAAAAAGAACCAUAAAAAUAACCUAGAACAAUUCAUUGGUAUACAAUCCGCCUGAAUAUCAGCAUUACAUCCUUUGCCGUGAUACGCAUUCCAUGCCUACUUUCCUGGGGGUAAAGCAGUGAAAUUGUGAAUGAAGUCAGAUGAGGUUUCUCGAGGAAAAUUCCACCUGGGGAAACCGUAGAGAGUCACUGAUACAGGGUUUGGCAGUAUCCACUUGCAGUCAAAGUGCUUCCCCAUGCCAGUCUGUUAAUACACUGCAGCCACCCAAUUAUUUCUUGAACCUAAUCUAGAAAGUAGCACACCAGAGGAAGACUCCCGACCUAGUCAGACAGUAAGUUCAGUUGAUUUCUGGGAUAAUGCUGAUGCUAUAUAUUGCUUGGGGGAGGAUGAGAUUCAGAAGACCAGAUCAUUUUUAUACAGAAUGUAGAAUACUGAUACAGUUAUUCUUUUCCUUUGAGAGCUUUGUUUGAUAAAGAACCUGAUUUCCUGUGAUCUCAAAAGCUAAAACGUCUGUUUCUGAAACACUUCAGCUUUGCAACUAAAAUAUUACCGAUUAAUAAUAAAUUAAACCAACCUGUGAUAAACACUACUCAGUCCACCACCAACAAACAUGUGUUUGAAUUUACCUUACCAAUAUUAAUCCCAGCGUGGUAACUCUGUGUGACCCCAGAUAACAUUUUGUAACAUUGUGCGGCCUUGUAGUUCGUGAGUUCUAUCAGUAUUUCUGUUGAGAUUUCUAACAUUGAAUCUAGUCUCUAUCCUGUUAAUUUAAUUUUUAAAUGCUUUAUCCAUUUGUGCAAAGGUAAACACAGAUUGUAUCUUUUUUAAUGGUACGGCAUAAAAAGUAACCCUAAAGUGAAGUGGCUCUAUACUGUUUUAUAGAGUACUUUAACAUGUAUAGAUAUCUUGUAAACUUGUAUUGUGGAUGUGUAAAUAAUAUGUACUUUGGGUUUUUAACACCGCAUGUAAAGUUAAAAUAAACUAUAUAAAUCAUUA
Chinchilla lanigera (long-tailed chinchilla) is the source of this 6095-nucleotide messenger RNA. RefSeq names its product sema domain, transmembrane domain (TM), and cytoplasmic domain, (semaphorin) 6D (gene Sema6d). NCBI's taxonomy places the organism in Eukaryota, Metazoa, Chordata, Mammalia, Rodentia, Chinchillidae. Gene Ontology annotation, biological process: positive regulation of cell migration; axon guidance; neural crest cell migration. The transcript has 19 exons. Gene Ontology annotation, molecular function: semaphorin receptor binding; chemorepellent activity. The record is from RefSeq and is a predicted model, not a curated record. The coding region runs from base 429 to 3707 and encodes 1092 amino acids.